Molecule: messenger RNA, 1377 nt
Organism: Brassica oleracea var. oleracea
Lineage: Eukaryota; Viridiplantae; Streptophyta; Magnoliopsida; Brassicales; Brassicaceae
Exons: 8
Coding region: 72-1220 (382 amino acids)
Source: RefSeq, a predicted model, not a curated record
UGCAGCUAUAGCCAACAAGCACCAGUAAUAAAAGCAGAACACAGAGACGCAAACUUCUAUCGAAAACAUCUAUGGCCACAGCUGCUCAGCUCUCCGGCCACUUUAACCGGCCAAUCAUCACCGCCGUUAGAACUGAUCACCGGCUGCAUGUAACCACCACUCAUUACCUCCCUCUCCCACGGAGACAACGCAGCUUAACAUCUCGUCUGCGGCAUUGUAUGAGUCUUCAAGUGGGCAACGAAACGCCUCCGACAUCGACGGUGGACAUGGAACAGCUCGUCGGGUUCCUAUACAAGGAUCUUCCUCACCUUUUCGACGACCAAGGGAUCGAUCCGAAGGCCUACGAUGAGCGCGUGAAGUUCAGAGACCCCAUCACCAAGCACGACACUAUAAGUGGAUAUCUCUUCAACAUCUCUCUCUUGAAGAAUCUCUUCACUCCUGACUUUCGACUCCACUGGGCAAAACAGACAGGUCCAUACGAGAUAACAACAAGGUGGACUAUGGUAAUGAAGUUCUCGCUUUUACCGUGGAAGCCAGAGCUCGUGUUCACAGGGUUAUCAAUCAUGGCUGUUAAUCCAGAAACUAAGAAAUUUUGCAGCCAUCUGGACUUGUGGGACUCUAUAAAAAACAAUGACUACUUCUCUUUUGAAGGUCUUGUUGAUGUGUUUAAGCAGUUACGGGUGUAUAAAACGCCUGAUUUGGAAACUCCAAAGUAUCAGAUACUGAAAAGAACAGCAAACUAUGAGGUGAGAAAGUAUGAACCUUUUAUAGUAGUGGAGACAAACGGUGACAAGCUCUCUGGCUCCUCAGGUUUCAACAAUGUGGCAGGGUACAUAUUUGGGAAAAACGCGACGAUGGAGAAAAUACCAAUGACAACACCAGUGUUCACCCAAGCAACGGAUCCUGAACUCUCUUCAGUGUCAGUACAAAUUGUCAUUCCAUCUGGAAAAGAUCUCAGCAGCUUACCAAUGCCUAAUGAAGAAAAGAUAAACUUGAAGAAGUUGGAAGGAGGUUUUGCUGCGGCAGUGAAGUUUAGUGGGAAACCAACGGAGGAUGUUGUCCGUGAAAAAGAGAAUGAACUGAGGAAGAGUUUGAGUAAAGAUGGUCUUGAAGCUAAGACGGGUUGUAUGCUUGCUCGUUACAAUGAUCCAGGACGAACAUGGAGCUUCAUAAUGAGGAACGAAGUUAUCAUAUGGCUUGAGGAGUUCAGCUUGGAUUAGCUAGAUCUUUGCUUGGCCAAACGUUACCAAAAAGUUACCAUAUUGUAUGUAGAGACUCAGUUUACUUCAUUGUUGCAAGAUCACCACACUCCGAGAAUAGAAAAGUUGUAUACUUUGUCUUUAUGGUUCAAUGAAAAGUUGUAUACUUUAGAUAAAA